This is a messenger RNA of Sinocyclocheilus grahami, 1020 nucleotides long. RefSeq names its product zinc finger C2HC domain-containing protein 1A-like. Lineage: Eukaryota; Metazoa; Chordata; Actinopteri; Cypriniformes; Cyprinidae. The annotation marks the transcript as partial. The transcript has 10 exons. The record is from RefSeq and is a predicted model, not a curated record.
UGCAGGGAAACGGGAAAAGACCAAUCAAAAAUAAGGAUACUAGCAUGUGGAGCGGCUACCUAGAAGAGCCUAGUUGCUACAGCAUCGCCCUUAGUGUCUUGCCAGGCAAGAAAGAUGGAGGAAAUAGAAGAAUCUCCUCCUGUUUCUGAAGACCUGCUGGCCUGCAAAAUAUGUGGAAGGAAUUUUUUUUCAAAGGUUCUUAAAAAACAUGUGCCGAUCUGCCAGAAGACGGCUGCAAAGAAGAGAAAGGUGUUUGACUCCAGCAGGCAAAGGGCAGAGGGGACUGAUAUUCCUACACUCAAACCCAUAAAACCAAAGUUACAAAGUUCUUCCAGCAGCUCUAAGUCUGAUAAACCUGAACCACCGAAGAAACAGUCCAAUUGGCGCCGAAAGCAUGAAGAAUUCAUUGCCACCAUUCGUGCUGCCAAAGGUUUAGAUCAAGUCAUGAAAGAUGGCGGACCCCUUCCUCCACCCCCUCCUCCAUCCUAUGAUCCAGAUUAUAUCCAGUGUCCCUAUUGCCAGCGGCGCUUCAGUGAGAAUGCAGCAGAUCGCCACAUCAAGUUCUGUAAAGAGCAAGCGUCCAGAAUUUCCAACAAAGUGAAGUUUCCUGGGAGUGAUAAAGCCAAACCCCCAGCCAGGACUCAGCACAAACCUCCUCCAACAAAGAAGGCAAACUCUCCUGCUGUAUCCACGAUGUCCACCGUGUCUUCUCGUCUACCUCAGCGCUCAGCCUAUGGGCAGGGUGCUGGCACAGGUAUUCCUAGCAGCAAAACCUCAUCCACUGGCUCAGUGAGGAGCGUAUCAUCAGGAUACUCUCCAUUACGAAACACCCCCUCUGGCUUGACCAGCCCUCCCUCGGAAGGGAACAUGAAACCCAAGGGCAUGGUUUCACAAAGCUCACUGAGAAAUCCACCUUCUGGUAUAGGGAUGAACAAGAAGAAGGUCCAGAAUGCAGACAACUGUAUUUCAAGGAAUGACAUGAAAAACGAAAAUGAUAUCAAUUUUUCCACAAUUGUUGAU